AUGCCGCACCAGAGACCUUUCAUCUCACUCAAAUCUCUGGAACCUAACAGUCCCAACACGGAAGCUAUCGACAAAGCCUCCACAGUCGAAGAGCCCAACUCGUUUAAGCUCCUGCGUGCAUACCAAGCGAGGCUGAAUGAAUACAUCAACAAGGGAGGAAAAUCGAGCACCAUCUACGGAACAUCACGCACAAUCUCAAAAGGUGUCAUGCCGACAAAACAGCAAGUCUUUCAAAAACCUGCAGCGAAAGCCGUAGAAGACCUCAAGACAGCAAGAGCUGGCGCGAAAGCAGAGAAGCGAGACGUGACUCUGACCGGCGAUGCUGCUGAGGACGAGGAGCUCAAGCAAGUGUACGAGCGCAAGCUUACGAGAUGGAAUCUAUGCCACCAUGAGCCUGGAAAUUCGAUAAGCGAUGAAUGCACACGCUUUCCGUAUACUGUGGUAUGCAGAAUGUCGCGCCAACCCGUAGAACAGCCGCUGUACACCACACCCAGGCUCUACUACAAAUUUGUUAGUAAAUAG
Molecule: messenger RNA, 522 nt
Organism: Pseudocercospora fijiensis CIRAD86
Lineage: Eukaryota; Fungi; Ascomycota; Dothideomycetes; Mycosphaerellales; Mycosphaerellaceae
Exons: 5
Coding region: 1-522 (173 amino acids)
Source: RefSeq, a predicted model, not a curated record